AUGUCCACCCCCCACGUUCCGCCAAGCGGGGUGUGGGUCCCAGCAAUCACCUUUUUCGACCACAGCACUGACACCCUGGAUAUGGAAUCCCAGGCGAAAUUCUACACCUACCUGUCAAAAUGUGGUCUGGCCGGGCUUGUUGUACUCGGCACUAAUUCUGAGACCUUUCUGCUGACGCGUGAGGAGCGGAAGACACUCCUGGAAACCGCUCGGAAAGCAUGCGGGCCAUCAUACCCCAUCAUGGCCGGCGUAGGCGGCCACUCAACGAAACAAGUCUUGGAAUUCAUAGCGGACGCGGCUGAUGCCGGCGCGGACUAUGCCUUGGUUCUGCCCCCAGCGUAUUUUGGUAAACAGACGACACCGGCCGUGAUCGAUGGCUUCUUUAAUGAUGUCGCCAAGGAGAGCCCGCUCCCCGUCGUUCUCUACAAUUUCCCAGCUGUUUGCAAUGGCAUUGAUCUAGACUCGGCGACCAUCGCCUCUCUGGCUAAGGCCCACAGCAACAUCGUUGGCGUGAAGCUGACCUGCGGCGCCGUGGCCAAGAUCACGCGUCUUGUGGCCGAGCUCCCGUCGGAGCAGUUCGCGACGUUUGGAGGACAGGCGGAUUUUCUGAUCGGCGGCUUGGCUUCUGGCUCCAUGGGAACCAUCGCUGGGUUUGCGAAUGUGUUUCCCAAAACCAUCGUGCGGAUCUACAACCUGUACAAGGAGGAGAAGUUCCAAGAGGCAAUGGACUUACAUAAGAAGGCUGCCCUUGCGGAGCAGUCUUGCAAGGCUGGUAUUGCGUCCGUGAAGUAUGCGGCGGCCCUUAACACCGCUAAGGCUGCGGGAAUUGAAGGGGCUCUGGAGAAGUUGAAGCCGAGACGGCCAUACGUAGAGCCCUCUGACGCGGCAAAGAAGGUCAUUGAGUCACAAACUGCAGGCUUGGUGAGUAUUGAGGCAAGUCUCUAG
This is a messenger RNA of Rhinocladiella mackenziei CBS 650.93, 945 nucleotides long. RefSeq lists its product as uncharacterized. The record is from RefSeq and is a predicted model, not a curated record. Gene Ontology annotation, molecular function: 4-hydroxy-tetrahydrodipicolinate synthase activity. NCBI's taxonomy places the organism in Eukaryota, Fungi, Ascomycota, Eurotiomycetes, Chaetothyriales, Herpotrichiellaceae. The transcript has a single exon. The coding region runs from base 1 to 945 and encodes 314 amino acids.